Molecule: messenger RNA, 852 nt
Organism: Orycteropus afer afer
Lineage: Eukaryota; Metazoa; Chordata; Mammalia; Tubulidentata; Orycteropodidae
Gene: FBXO16
Product: F-box protein 16
Exons: 7
Coding region: 1-852 (283 amino acids)
Molecular function (GO): protein binding
Source: RefSeq, a predicted model, not a curated record
AUGAUGGCAUUUGCACCACCAAAAAGCAUAGAUGGUCCCAAAAUGCAGACAAAGAUGAGUACCUGGACACCCCUAAAUCAUCAGCUUUUGAAUGACCAGGUAUUUGAAGAAAGAAGAGCUCUGCUUGGAAAAUGGUUUGACAAAUGGACAGACUCUCAGAGGAGAAGAAUCCUGAUAGGCCUGUUAGAACGCUGCUCCCUGUCACAGCAAAAGUUCUGCUGUAGACAGCUUCAGGAAAAAAUUCCAGCAGAAGCCCUGGAUUUUACUACUAAGCUUCCACGAGUAUUGUCUUUAUACAUCUUUUCUUUCCUGGACCCUCGAAGCCUUUGUCGUUGUGCACAGGUGAGCUGGCAUUGGAAGAAUUUAACUGAGCUGGAUCAACUCUGGAUGCUCAAAUGUUUACGGUUUAACUGGUACAUCAAUUUCUCUCCCACUCCCUUUGAGCAAGGUGUAUGGAAGAAGCACUAUAUUCAGAUGGUGAAAGAACUUCAUGUUACCAAGCCUAAGACUCCUCCAAAAGAUGGCUUUGUAGUUGCCGGUGUUCAGCCAGUUGCAAGCAGUUCUUCAAAGGAAAAGCAGUCCCCUUCAUCAGCUUUUAGGUCCUCUUCUUCUUUAAGAAAGAAGAAUCAUCCAGGGGAGAAAGAACUCCCUCCAUGGCGAUCCUCUGACAAGCAUCCUACUGAUAUCAUUCGUUUCAAUUACUUAGACAACUGUGACCCCAUUGAGCAAGCCUGGCAGGGAAGGAAGAAAAAAAAUGAAAUGACUCCAGAUUUCAGCCGACAGUUAAACGAUAAGAAAAAUAAAUUGCAGGACAGAUCUAAGCUAAGAAAAGCUCAGUCAUUGAUCCUUUAA